Molecule: messenger RNA, 1687 nt
Organism: Cucurbita maxima (winter squash)
Lineage: Eukaryota; Viridiplantae; Streptophyta; Magnoliopsida; Cucurbitales; Cucurbitaceae
Product: 4-hydroxy-tetrahydrodipicolinate synthase, chloroplastic-like
Exons: 3
Coding region: 292-1395 (367 amino acids)
Molecular function (GO): 4-hydroxy-tetrahydrodipicolinate synthase activity
Source: RefSeq, a predicted model, not a curated record
AUUUCCACUUCCCUCCAUUGAAAUCCUCAUCCGCUCCAAUCAAAAGCAUUUCUCCAUUCAAAGCCAGUCACAUCACAUGCACUUCUCCGGCUGCUCACCGGAACUAUUUCGACCACAACGAUGACCACCGCAGCAAUUGCAAACAUCGCCAUCAUCAUUCUGUAAACUUCUGCGCCCUGCCACAUAUCCUCCUCGGCGGUUUUCCUUUUCCGGAAACGAUUCCAGUAGCUUGUUGGUCAGUGAAGAAGGUUCAUCAUCUGCGAAAGUCUUGUUAUCGGUUGGGUGUUCCAGAUGACCAGUGUUCAAGGCUUUGGCGCGUGCUUGCAGGAACAUGCUCUUCAGUUUCCGCGUCCCAGUUACAACGACAGCUGCAGGAGACGCAAGAGGACUGCCUUAUGGAGAUCUCCACAGGCUGCCAUCCUACCCAACGCACACCUCCCAAUGCGCAGUUUGGAAGUCAAGAACAGGACAUCAGCAGAUGAUAUCAAAUCUCUCAGACUUGUAACUGCCAUUAAAACACCUUAUCUUCCGGAUGGUAGAUUUGAUCUUGAAGCAUAUGAUGCCUUGGUGAAUCGGCAGAUUGAAAAUGGAGCUGAAGCUGUGAUUGUGGGUGGUACGACUGGUGAAGGUCAGUUGAUGAGCUGGGAUGAGCACAUAAUGCUUAUUGGUCACACUGUCAACUGUUUUGGUGGAUCAAUCAAGGUCAUAGGCAACACUGGAAGUAACUCUACAAGAGAAGCAAUUCAUGCUUCGGAGCAGGGAUUUGCUGUUGGAAUGCACGCUGCCCUUCAUAUAAAUCCUUAUUAUGGCAAAACUUCCAUCGAGGGAAUGAUCUCACACUUCAAUUGUGUGCUUUCUAUGGGCCCAACUAUUAUAUAUAACGUACCACCUCGAACUGGUCAAGAUAUCCCCCCACAUGUCAUUCAAACUGUUGCUCAAAGUCCCAAUCUGGCUGGUGUGAAGGAGUGCGUUGGAAACAAUCGUGUCGAGCAGUACUCGAACCAAGGAAUUGUGGUCUGGAGUGGAAACGACGAUCAGUGUCACGAUGCCAGGUGGAAUCAUGGAGCAACUGGAGUUAUUUCUGUUACAAGCAACUUGGUGCCCGGUUUAAUGAGAGAGCUCAUGUUUGGAGGGAAUAACCCUCCCCUAAAUGCAAAACUGAUGCCUUUGAUGGACUGGUUGUUCUUCGAACCCAAUCCAAUAGGCCUCAACACGGCGCUUGCUCAACUCGGGGUCGUGAGGCCUGUGUUUAGGUUACCAUACAUACCUCUUCCAAAAGCAAAGAGGGAGGAGUUUGUGAAAUUAGUCAAGCAAAUUGGGCGGGAAAACUUCGUCGGUGAAAAAGACGUACAAGUUCUUGAUGACGACGAUUUCAUUUUGGUUAGUCGGUAUUAGUAGCACGGUUCCUUGCUGCCUUGCUGCUUCAGAUUUUUCAGGUCUGUACUCUAUUCCUCAUGCCCUUAAUCUUAAGAUUUCUUGUUGGUUCUCUGUAGCAAGGCAGGCUGUUAUGAGUUUUGUGGUGUUGAAUUUGUAGUAAUAAUAAAAUAUGAAUUAAUGGACGUGAAACCCAAGUCUUCAACUCGUUUCUUGGCGUCUAAAUGGGUGCCUGUUGGUUGGGGCCUCAUUCUGUUGAGAUAUCUAAUUCCAAAUUUUUAAAAAUUAUAUUAAAGGUUUCCCCCUUACGUUA